Saccoglossus kowalevskii is the source of this 1564-nucleotide messenger RNA. RefSeq names its product receptor-type tyrosine-protein phosphatase beta-like. Gene Ontology annotation, biological process: protein dephosphorylation. Gene Ontology annotation, molecular function: protein binding; protein tyrosine phosphatase activity. NCBI's taxonomy places the organism in Eukaryota, Metazoa, Hemichordata, Enteropneusta, Harrimaniidae. The record is from RefSeq and is a predicted model, not a curated record.
ACGGUAAUAUUACAAUAACUAUGACAUCUUUGAGUCUGUGUUACCCAGAAUGGACUGUACGUGACUUCACUCUUGAACAGGUUGAGAAUCGUGAAAUCCGAGCUGUACGCCACUUCCAGUUCACUGCCUGGCCCGAUCAUGGUGUGCCUGAAACCCCAGACUCUUUGCUACGAUUCAUACGUACUGUGCGUGGGCAGAUACCAAGGAAUAGUGGUCCUAGUGUUAUCCAUUGCAGUGCUGGUGUUGGACGUUCUGGUACAUUCAUGUGUUUGGAUUUCCUACUACAACACCUUGCUAGGAAGGAGAAUGAAUUCAUUGACGUCUUUGGACUUGUAGCUAAGAUGAGACAGCAGAGGUGUUUUAUGGUUCAGACAGAGGCUCAAUACGUGUUUAUCCACAAAGCAGUAUUAGAUAUCUUACAAGGACGUGUUAGUGAUAGCAAUUGGUUAUUGACACCUUCACAGUCAUCGUCAGGGUAUCCAUCCAAACAGGAAAUUGAACAUGAACCUGAAUUUUAUGAUCCAAAUGACAAAGAUGUAGAAUUGUAGGACUACAAUCAUCUUGGUUACAAGAAGCACUUGUAAAUGCAAAAUACACAGAAAUGAAAACUUUUUUUUGGUUAUCCAUCAACAUUCCAUAUAAACUCUUGAAAAAUAAUCUUUAAACAAUACUUCCAUAACCAAAAGUUUUCAAAUUUUAAUCCCAAGACGGCAUGUUUGUGUGAAUGAUGAAAAAGAAUCUUUUUAAAAAUAACACCUUGAUUUGUAUUACUAACUAUUUACAAUUUUUAUAUGAUAUAUUUAGUAAUUAAAAAAAUAUUCAACUGUGCUGUACUGUAUAUUUAGAAGCUGGCUUCUUUCUUUGUGACAUUUUACAAAAGUUUAGUCAUUUUAGUUGUAUUGUGUGCUAUAUUUUGCAAUGAAUAAAAUAAAUUGGCAGUUCAACCCAACGACCCACCAAGUUCAUCCAAGUGUUUACCAUAUAUAUUUUUAUAUGCAAAACAAGGUUUAAUACCAUAGUAAAGGUGCUCAUGUGUAGGAUCGUGAUUUCUCUUCAACUAUGUUUUUUAAUAAUCAAUGUAUUCCUUUAGUUAUAUAACAACCCCAAAAUAUUAUUUGAACUGAAAAAUUGUUGUACUGAUACUUUUCUUCUAUGUGGAAAUGAAUUGACUAUUUCGAGCAUUUCACAGAAGAUUUAGAAUGCCAGCAUUGUAGGUAUAGACGUUUGUUUUGUAAUUCUCAUUUUUUUAAAUAUUUAUUAUUCAAGUAAUGUAUCUUCUCAACACAUGACUGAAAUUGUUGAAUCAAGAGUCUUCUAUUUAUGAUUAUAUUUGUUUCUAAAAAUCACUUGUAUUUAAUAACAUGCAUAUCAAAUGUCUAAUUUGUGUGAGUUAUUAUUAUACCUUGACUACAAGAUAAAUACAAAUUAAAUUCAAAGAUGUUGAUCUUGCUGCAAAUUACCUCCUAUGUUCAUCUGAGUUUAUUCUUAAAAAACAUGCAAUAUUGUUAACAAUUUGUACUGUUUUAUCUAACAGGUGAAUUUUUAUAUUUGUAAUUUUUUUAUA